GAAUGUUAAAAAUUUGACUCCCGAACAAGCAAAAAACAGCAAUACACAACUUUUACGAGAACAACAUGCUAAAUAUUUAACAAGCAAAGCCAAUUCUCUCGAAGUUUUGUCCACUAGUUUUGAGUUUUCUUUUUCUUUAAAUACCAAAAAUAUCAAGCAAGAGGAGAUUUGUAAAGAGUUAGAAAAACUAAGUUUAAAUAACGAAA
Molecule: messenger RNA, 206 nt
Organism: Racocetra persica
Lineage: Eukaryota; Fungi; Glomeromycota; Glomeromycetes; Diversisporales; Gigasporaceae
Source: the annotation of a GenBank genome assembly